Molecule: messenger RNA, 924 nt
Organism: Brassica napus (rape)
Lineage: Eukaryota; Viridiplantae; Streptophyta; Magnoliopsida; Brassicales; Brassicaceae
Product: protein SMALL AUXIN UP-REGULATED RNA 10
Exons: 1
Coding region: 361-687 (108 amino acids)
Biological process (GO): response to auxin
Source: RefSeq, a predicted model, not a curated record
AAGUGCUCUAAGUAACUUAACAAUGUAGAAAGGUAUGGUCGACUUUGCAUUUAUUCUAAUGCAUAUUUAUAUAUAUAUAUUUAAUAAUACCUAUAAUAUAGUCACUGUUUGGUCAACGCUAGCAGUAAUCAAACCCAAUUUAUUAUUAUCUAUAUAGCUAUACUCAUUACUCACCAAACUAUAAAAGCAUAGUAAUGUACUGUAUCUAUAUAUAUUAUUUUCUUUUCUUUAGUAAUUUAUGCCAUCCAAACUGUCCAUACUCCAUAUAAAUACGUCUCCAUGGACGUCUAACAUCCAUAACAUUUCUUCAAACAAACCCCAAGUUAUAGAAAAAAAGAAGAUAAUAUUUAAAAUAAAGUAAUGGCCAUAAAGAGGUCAACUCAAGCAGCAUCGAUCAAGCAAAUCCUAAAGAGGUGCUCAAGUCUAGGGAAGAAGAAGAACGUCAACGGUUGCUACUAUAAUCAAGAAGAUGAUAGUUUUCCACAAGACGUGCCAAAAGGUCAUUUUCCGGUUUACGUUGGACCGGACCGAAGUCGGUACAUCGUUCCCAUCUCGUGGCUCGGACACUCUGAGUUUCAAACGUUGCUCCGACUAGCCGAGGAAGAGUUUGGCUUUGAACACAAUAUGGGUCUAAUCAUACCCUGUGAUGAAGUGUUCUUCAAGUCUCUCAUCUCCAUGUUCAGAUAAAAUUCGAUCGAAAAGUAAUCUGAUUAAUAGCUACGGGAUGUGUUUUUUGGAAUGAUCAUAAGAAGAAUCAACCCGAUUGUUUUUUUUUCUUUGUAAGACUUUGUAAUAGUUGGGAUUGGGUAUCUGGGAGGCUUUUUUUUCCCUCAACUCAACGUGAAAGGUUGACUAGUGAUCUUGAUAUGUGUAACUAGUUAACUUCUAUAAGCCAGUUUAUAUCUAUCAAGAAAUUUUAUAUGA